AUGCAUCCGCAACAACCACUGCCUGGUCGUCGUUCAAAAAGAACAGUACAGCGUCCGGAACAACUAAAUACGUUCUCAGGUGAUUCCAGUGAUUCGUCCGCUUCCCCACACGUUACUUCCGACUCUCGUGAAACGGGUGGCAACACGUUGCCACCGCGCAUUGUUUCAUCGGCAUCAAUAACUUUGAUGAACCCUGAUCAGUCAACGACUGCUACACAAACUACGCAAGAAAAUCCAACGAAUCUAUCUUUUCAAUCGAAAUCCGUUCCUUCCUUUGCCGAAACUCAACUCCUGUCGAUCUAUUAUCCUAAUCGUACUAAUCCAGAACAGUCUACUGUAAAUACAAAUCAGGAUAAUCGCGUAUUUGUUGAACAACAAGAUCGGCAACCAAUACGCUUUCGUGCUACAUACGAUCCAUCUGCAUCAGUUAAAUUCACUCAAACCUCACAUCCAGUAUCAUUAAGUCAGUUAUCAACACACGGUUCAACUUUAGUUGUUGGCAAUAAUCAACAAACAACUAAUUCCGAGAAUCUCGUUUACGAACAACGUUUGAAGAUCCAUUCGGGUAGUCAGCGUUUAGCUAAUAAUCCAUCGUCAUUAGUUGACACUGACGAACUUCUCCCACCAAACGAACUUGUCGAAGAAUCGCGAUAUUCAUACGAAGAGUAUAUUAUACACGUCGAUAAUAAUCAAGAACAAGCGAAACAAAUCUCUUCGUCCUCUCCAACGAGUACAUCGUCGGCAACCACAAUCAUUGCUCAAUCAUCGCCUUCACAACAACCGGUGCUACCACCGUCAGCACCACCACAAGUGCUACCACGUCCUAAAACUUCUCAAACUAUGCUUCAUCCUGAUGAUUUAGAUUCUGAUCGAACAUCACGCCUGAGUGGUGACGAAAUAAAUACACAUUCAACAGUCAGCAGUAUGUCUGGUUCAUUCACUAAUCAAGACUGGGCAGCAACUACAAAUACACCUUCCAGAUCAGGUCAUGAAGCACCGCUUGUGAAUCCUCGUCAGUCGAUUACCACACACACAACAGAAGAAACAACACGAAUAUCUAGUUGGCCACCCGUUCCAUAUGAUAUACAAACAGGUGACGGCCAUCUAGAAACUUCCUUCAUUUUGGAUGAUAGUGACGAUCAGCGACGUCCGUCACGUGUUCAAUUCGCCGAAGAAUUAGUUCGUGUCAUACCACCGUCAGCAACAAAUAGUCUUAGCGAAGAGUAUACUUCAUCAGAAGCACGCUCAUCAUCACUUUCAAACAAUAUUGCACCCGCUAUUGUACCUCGGACAAGCACGACUCGCAGGCUAUCAUAUGAACAAGCUGAACAACAGACGAAUGUUGACACAGAAGAGGAUGAUUCAGUGGUGACAACAACUACAUCUAGUAGUAAAGGGCCAGUAGUGGGUCGUUUACAACGGGCAAGUGGAUUGGCCAAUCUGAACGAAGAAACGAUGUCUCGACCAACAAAUGCACCACCGCCCCCUCCUCCUCCUCCUCCUUCUCAUUCUGCUCCUCCUUCGUCUUCUCAACCGCCCUCUCAAACAACAUCUACUGCAGGCGUUGAUCCUCGUCUUGUUCGUGAACAAUUACAAAGACUAGACUAUCAGCUCGUUGUUGACACUCGUCCUCCAAUAAAUCAAUCAAAAUGGGUUAAAGACCACAUGGAUACUUCUGAUGUUCAAUCAACAACAACAUCUGGUCGUGUAGGCGCACUUCGUUCAUUGUUUGAACAACAAAGUGGCCGUUCAUCCGAUUCAUCAACAUUAAAUAGUCCAACUGGACAAAAUAAACGUACAGAACCCGAAGAGAGACCUUCGAGACAUGGUGAUGAAAUACGCUUUCGUAUUAAACAACCCAAAACACCGUCCGUACAACAGGCUGAACCUGUCAAAGCUGCUCCACGAACAAAACAACCAACCGCAGAUACGUCAAAUGUUGCUCCAAUGACAUGGGAAGAUCUUGUUGGUGCACAAGAAGAAGAACGUCAACAACAAAAACAGUCACAUUCACAAGGGUCUUCAUCCUCUCUCGAUGUUGACGAAAUUCAACAGAUUAUUGGUAAACGGAUUAAGUCUGUCAAUGAUAUUGGAUACUAUUCAUCGGAUGGUCGCACAUGGAAAUGGGAUGAUACAUUCUGGUUUGGUCUAACAGCGACACAACGCGAUCAAUUGCAUCGUCUUCAACAGCAUUCACGUUCACGACAAGAUAGUGGCGAUACGCAAAUUAACGAAUACAGCGAUCGUUCAGCGUAUCAAGGUGAUUCAGAAGAUAAUACUCCUCGCAACAUUUCGCACGAUCGACGAGUGCGUCCACGAACUUCAUCUCAGGAUCUCACCAUAUCGUCGUCUGGUAAUCGAACACCGACCGAGGAAAUCAAACGUUUCAAUCCAACAGAAAAUGAUCCUGGUUCGACAGUCAGUAUUACUGGUGCUGGAGCAUGGCAACAACAAAGGCAACCACCUACUGUGUCCACUGGCAUUGGCAGAUAUACCGAAACAAGCACUGUUCACGAGAGUCAACCAUCUGUUAGUGUUUUCGGUUCGACACCAACAGCCACAUAUACACGAGUUGGUUCACAAGAAUCACUUGCUUCAUCCACUGCCCAACAACGACCUGAACAGCCACAAUCACUUACGCCACAGUCACAGCAGCAGCAGCAGCCACAACAACAGUACCAACCUAUUGUAACCAAGCGAACUGACAGUCAGAUGACCGUUAUCGAAUCAGGUUACAGUUCUGCUGAUGAACCUCAACAGCAACAACAAAGAACACAACAAUUUCGGCCAAAUUCAAGUACUAUCAUCGAAGAACCGUCAGUUCCUCAUCAUCCUGAUACAUCGAGCGGAGUUGCUGGCUUAAUUGCCGUUGCUGGUUCAAUUCUCGUUCCAUCCAAUGAUGUUCAGUUACAAGAACAACCUAUCUACGAAAAUCUUCGUCCUGGAGCACGAGAACAAAUGAACGAACCUGAACUGGAUCCAUUAAGUUAUGAACAGUUUAUUUACGAUUAUUUCUCAUCGAAUGCACGACGCUUACGUAGUGAUGAUGGCACAUUGAUUCUUCUCAUCGAUGGUCAACAAAUUCAAAUGUCACAUAUACGUUUACCAUCCAACGAUCAUAUAACUCUAGCACAAAAUGUUUAUCUUGAUGCAAUCGAUGAAUAUCCCCCACCAUUCGAAACCGAAUCUGAUCAAUUGAUCAUAUUCGUACACGGAGAACCUAUUGUCAUUCCCGCAGACAAAUGGUUAGUUUAUAAGAAGAAAUACCAAAAGGCACAAUGGGUUGAACAUCUCGAUCAAGUGAAUCGUCGUAUACCAGCACAAUUAAUUGCUGUGAUUGAAGACUGGCUUGUUGGUCAUACAACAUUUGAUUUAAACCGACAGGAUAUGAAUGUUGACGGUGUUAGUAUUCCAUUGAUUGGCAGAUUAGGCUCACGUAUACUUGAUCUUUACCAAGUUCGUCAACUUCAAUCAAAUCAGAACUAUUUCUGGACUGAAAUCUUAAAAUAUCUAAUUCGUACGGGUCAUGUUUCGUUUGAUGGCAAUGAACAAAUUAUUCGUGUUGCGAAUAGUGAAUUAGAUGUUCGUCGUAUAUUAACUGUUCAAACAUCUCCAUCACCAGAAUUAAUCGCACGUUUAGCCAAACUACUUCGCUCGUUGAACGACAUACACUUUGACAGUAAAACAGGCGCAUUAAUAUUAGAUGGAACGUUUCUUGUUCCAAGCGAAGACGUUCACGAACUGUUCCUCAAACAUCAACAAGGUCAAACAUUAAAUGCUGACGGAUUAGCUACUCUACUAUUACAUAUCUGUGCCUAUGAAGAAGGACAAGAUGGUCAAUCAUUAAUAUUAACAUUAGAUGAUCAAGUAUUACAAUUAACACCAGCAUCCGGUACCGAAGAUCAACCAAUACAACACAGAGAAGACGAAGAGGAUGAUAGUCAAGCGGAUAUGAGUGUUCUACAAUGGUUAUCCGACAAUGCACAAUGGUCAAGUGAUCAAGGUCAAACAUUUCUAAUACGUUAUCGUACGAUGCCUAAUUAUUUAGUACGUAUCGGUGGUGACGAUGGGUUACGUCUAUCGAAUCUUUUACAUCAACAAGCUUUAGAAUUAAAUGAUAUAUUACAUUGGCAUGAAAAUCAUGUCCAAAUAGAUCGAACUGGAAAUUCUUUACGUAUGAUAAUAAAACCAAAUAAUAACAUUGAGAUUGUCAAUUUACCUUUGGAAGAGAAUGAAAAAAAACGAGCAAAAGUAAAUGAAGAGAAGAAAAGAGCGACCAAUCAAAAAGCAAGAAAUAUGUUUGAAGACGAAGAAAAAAAUUUGGUUUUUUUUGUUCCCUUUCGCCAACAAACUCCAAGUGACAACGAUGAAGUACAAGAAGAAGAAGAAGGAAAAGAAGAAGAAGAAGUAGAAAAAGAAGUAGAAAGAGAAAAAGAAAAAGAAAAUCAUAACCAACAUUCUACCUCUCCUUCACUCGAACGAGAAGAACAGAAAAAAAUAAAAACCAACGACGACAACGACGGUAGAGAACGGGUAUUACUCCUUGAAAGUAUUGCUUCACUGUUGCACUUUGUCAAUGCAAAUGGUAGUAAUGUUGGCACGCUCGAACUCAUUCAAGGUCGCCGCUUAAGGCUUUCGUUAACUGACAAUUCUCCAUUUUCACAACAACAACAACAACUCGAAUUUAAUGAAGAUGAUACGCGUAUUCUCUGUGAAGAUCUCGAUCUAGAUAUUGAAACUUGCACUCAACAUUUAGUCGAUCAUAUAUUUGAUAAAAUUGAAUUUGAUAACGACAAGCAAUUGAUUACUAUUCAUUAUCGUGGACAGAUGUUAAAAUUAAAGAAUUUGAAACAGAAACUAUUUCAACCGACGGCGAAAAAACUUCGAUUAACAUCAAACAAAAACGCCGAACGAACUCCUCUUACCGAAGACGAAGUCAAUCAUUUAUCCCAAUGGCUCGAUCAAUUAAAUCGAGAAAAAUCCAUAACUAUCACCGAACAAAACGACAUUGUUAUUUUCCCUAGAGGCGAAGAUGACCAAGAACAGCAAAUCUUUAUUAACCAUGAGGAUGUCGACGCUUACAUGGAAAAUAAAAUUAACUCGUCCAAACCAUCGGACAAUCCAGAAGUUAUCGGUAUGAAUGAUAUCGCCCGAAUCUUGCUUUUAUACAAUUAUGUUCAAUAUUCUGAUGGUCAAAUAAUAUUCGGUAAACAACGAAUCGCUUUAGAUCAAUCGGAACUAUUAUGGUUACGAUCCAUUAUACAAGGAGUUCGAAGUGAUGGAGAAAACCGCGAAACUGAAAUCGAUCUAUUCGAUGGAGAACAUACACAGAUUAUUCAUAUUCCAUAUGAGCACAUGCCACCAACCAAUGACCCACGUCUGGUUGCCGAUUACCUAUUCCGUAAUGGACAUGUCCGAUAUGAUGCCGAUACAGGUAGUUAUGCUUAUCGUUAUGUCCAACCUGACAUACCCUUGGAUGACGAGAUCGAUACGACUGAACGUGUUGGUCAACGUCAAGUUCUGUCCUCACAUAUACGUCAUAUACACGUUGAUGAGGAGAAUGAACGUGUUGAAUUAGAAUUCCUUCAUGACCCUAAUCAUCGAUUAGAAUUACCAUCACGCUGGUAUCGUCAAGCAGCCAGUCACGGUUUUGAUCGUGGUUACAUCAUUGAUAUGCUGCUUGCUAAUGGUGGUCUUAUUGAACAGGACACAUUCGUUUUCAAUGGCCGUACAUAUUCACUACAAGUUCCACGAAUCGCAUCAACAACACUAGCAACAGAUUUACCAACGGUAAAGUUGUCCAAUAAACAAAAGCAAGAAUUGAUCGAACAAUACGUGGAAACCAUCAGCAAACAGGAUGGAAUAAAACAUGAUAAUACAAAUAAUUUACUCCUACUAGAAAAUCAAUCCGAUGGUUCACAACUGUAUUUUACACCCGAACAUAGUGACUAUAUUCAUCAAAAUAAAUAUCGACGACAAGAUGUGACACGUUUAUUAUUCAAACAUGGUCAAAUCAAACAAGAUGAAUUUGGUAAUUGGUUAUUAUAUUACAAUGAUCAAUACGUUCAAUUUCCUGCUUCGAUUAUUCCAGCCACAACAACAACGACAACAACAACACCAUCCUCGUCACAAAAUAUGUCCAACGUCAUACGUUCACUAGGCCAACGCUUUACUCGUCAUCGUACAAACACAGGCAACGAUGAAACUGACGAACAAUUCCGUACUCGUCUAGCACAAGAAACUCAAGCUGAAUUUAUCGAACGUUAUCACGGCACCAUCGAAUACAUGUAUCGUCAUGGUUUAAUUACAUGCAAUCGUCGUUUGAAACUAGUUCAAAUACAUUUUUCGAAUCAAACAUUAACCAUUCCACUCGAUCAAUUACGCGCAAUUGUUGAUACACGAAUCUUGAACUCCACAUCCGAGAACGUCCUCCCAUUCCAAAGUCGUCAACUAUCACAAUGGCUAUUGAAUCAUUCCGAAACUAUCAGUAAUACACGCGAAGGUUAUAUUCGCUUAGUACAUAAAGGUAAAACGUAUGAUAUUCCAUUUAUUAAUCCAAACACUCGACCAGCAGCAAAUCAAUCGGCAUUGUCACCGCUAGUUAAACGUUUUGGUUUAACAACACGAACUGUCACAUUAUUAUCGAAAAUCGAUUUAACCACAGCAGAAAACCAAAUCCGUUGUGCAAAUCAUUUAUUAGAAAAACUUGAUCAAUUUGGCUCGAUUAAUAUCGAUAAUGAAACGCGUCGAUUAGUUCUGUCAAUGACACCAGACAAUACCCAACAAUUAAUCAUACAGAAUCCUGUUUUACCUGUAACAAAACAAAGUCUAGCUGAUUAUUUAGUUAAUCACGGUCGUUUUACAUUGAACGCUGAUCGAACGGAUAUUGAAUAUCGUCAUUUCGAUGACGGAAGAAUCUAUCGAUUCAACAAUUAUAUUCGUGAUUGGGACGAAGCACUCGGCGAAACUACUGAACAACGUGUCAUACGUAUUCUAGGAGAAAUUUUAUCUUUGAAUGGUCGAUUCUUACAGCGUGCUGAUCGACAAAUCAUCAUAUCGUUAAGAAAUGGCGAACGUUUCAUUAUCCCCAGCGAUGUUGGUUCGGAAUUACGCGGUCCCGUCAACGGACAAACAAUUGCUGAAUUGCUCGUCAAGUUCGCUGAUGAUAUCUACGAAGAGGAAGAUGGAAAAUAUUUAGUUAUUGUCCUUGCUGAUCAAACAUUACGUUUACCACAACAAAAACAGUUAAUGUCGUCCAAAGUGACAACUUCAUCAACUACAGGACCUUCCAAAUCACCUGUUGAUCCGAAAUUGAAAUUACUUUUUCCAUUCAAUAAAUCGUUGAGAGACAUACAAAAAACAUCGUCAACAUCAACAUUGAAUGUGCAACCACCCGAUGCAUCGAACGGUUAUGCAAUCGAUCCAUUACUCAUGCUUGCUAAUUACAUUUAUCGCGCUGGUUCGAUCUACCAGGAUGAUUUCCGUCGUUUAGUUAUCAAAUUGAAUGAAGAUGAAAUUGUUGUACCACGCAUUGAAGCCAUUAAUGCCAUCGAAACUAUCAAUACUUCACCACAUCGUACGGGCACCAUCGUCGCACGUUUAAUUGAUCGUAUUGGUAAAGUUCAAUCGAAUAGAGCAGGUGGUUUGAUCAUUACGAUUGGUCGAAGUUCAUUUGAAUUAUCCAAAGAAUUAAUCGAUCGUGCCAAUCAGUUACAUCGUGAAACAAUCGAUGUUGAUAAUGAAAUACCUAUUCAAAAUCAAGACAGUGUGCAAACUGGUCUGAAUGGUUCGAUGACCGUUACUGGACGUAAUACACGUCAACCUGGUGGACCAGCAAUUCUGCCCUUGUUACGCCAAUCGAAAUCAGUUGGAAGUUUAUCUACAUCAACCAUAGGUCAUCCGUGGUUUACUGAUGACCAGCAGGUGCUCUACUCGAAAGAUGGCCGCGGCGAUGCCCGAUAUUUAAACUUAGAUAAUUUCCCAUUAGCAUGGCAAAAGGAAGGUCAUCCUCAUGGAGUUAAUUGCGAAGUUCAUGCUCUUCGUAAUGUUGCACCUUAUCUAGAUGUCUUAGGUUAUGUGGAAAAUGACCAAAAGAAAGGUGUGACAAUCAAUGAAUUAACACGCAUACAUCCUGAAAUGUUAACUCGUGCUAAAUUGAAUGAUAAUCCAUAUUUAACGAAAUUAGAAAAUGAUCGUGCACAAGUGCAAACGACUCUGUGUCCAAAACCACGUAUAUUAGUCAUACCGGAUGAUGAAACUAUGCUGUCGUCCGAUCGUAAAACACGUUUCUACGUUCAAUACAUGUACGAAAACGAUGCUGUUCUCGGCGCUGAUCCCGCCUAUGUGAUGAUGUUACCCAGUCGUUAUCCUGUGCGACCUACACGACCACAAUUAAUUGCACCACAUCAUUAUCGAGAUAUAACCUUACGUGAAGCGCCUGUUUGCGUGCACAAAAAAGGCGAAGGUGAUGUGUAUUUCGAAAAUCUUGCUCAGUAUCUUUCUUCUGAACAUCCCGAUGUUUCACCGCGCACUGUUCGUCGUAUGUUAAAACUCGACAAGCGAGACGAAUAUUUAGAAUACCUAAGUAAUAAAAUGCCGGCAGAUGUUGCUCAGCGACUUCUUGNAAAUUAA
This is a messenger RNA of Adineta ricciae, 8631 nucleotides long. NCBI's taxonomy places the organism in Eukaryota, Metazoa, Rotifera, Eurotatoria, Adinetida, Adinetidae. The record is from the annotation of a GenBank genome assembly.